AUAACACAAAGAUCAUGUCUUAAUACGUUAAAGACUUUCCAGCGGCAAAGCGCACUCAAGGUCGAGAAAUGAGUCGACCCUACGAAACCAGCGACGGAUGGGGAGGGGUGGAUGCUGUCUGAGACUGAAUGUAACUGUGGCAUUGGCGUCAUGGUAUGACGUUUUCAGCUGACCUUGUUUUUUGUCAGUUACAGAGUGUCUAUCCAUAAGGUAAGGAGGAACAGGCCGGUCGCGAUCAGGUCAAUGACCCAUGACCUUCAGUUGAGUCAUCGUCACUCAGACUUACAAAGUCUACUAUGCUGUUAAAGUCAUACAUGCAUGUUGAACCUCAAGCACUAGCUAGAUUAGUCUUUACCAGAAUAGUAAUAGGGGAAUUUGGCUAAGUUAGGAAUAAAAGUCUAGUAGGAGAACUGACCGGCCGGGAUAGUCACUACAAAGGCUGACUGACUGUAGCGGACCAGGCUACAUAACAUUGUGGGACAAAAGUGUGAUACAUACACAAUUAUGGUUUUUUUUCUCACCUUGUGCGUAACAUUAUUUCCUGCGGUUAUCGAAACAACCUAAGAUAUAUCGGAACAAGUUUCAGUUUGUCAUGAUAUAAAAAUGAUUGCACAACAUCAUUACGAAGAACGCUAACAUAUUAGUCAUAUGAUAGGGGUGCCAUAUCAUUAAAGCAUGACGACGCACGAGUGUACUAUUUAUGGUAAAGUUACAUGCAGAACUGGUAAAAUAAGAAACGAAAUUUUUUCAUCAUCGGACGAUCUUCGGAAAAUACGACGAGCGUAGCUCUCCGUACAGCGGCUCACUCACUCUCCAUACUAUGUAUAUCUAAUAUGUUAUAAUGAAUUCUCGCAACGUUGUUUUCACCAUUUCCUUCGUCUAUAACAAUCCGUCUGUUUCUUUCGGGUACAAGUACAAGUAAUUGCCGCCCGCCUCAGUGUGUGCAAAAAAACGCUGUGAUGACGAUGAUGAUGAUGAUGAUGAAGUACUGCUGACCCUUAGCGGACGCUGACAGACUUGACGGAGAUGUCCGCUGCAGAGGAAGGUACCGGAACUGUCCGCUCACAGGAGUUCUACGAGCCGUUUCACGCCGAGAAGAUCCUGGCGGGCUUGAAUGAGCUGCGGGCCGACGGGAACUUCAUCGACGUGCUGCUGCUGGUGAGCGGACAGACCCUGCCCUGCCACCGCGCCGUGGUCGCCUCCUGCUCCGCCUACUUCCGCGCCAUGUUCUACACCGGGAUGAAGGAGAGCCGACAGGAGGUUAUACAGGUAGACGGGAUCUCGGCUGAUGCUCUAGCACUGCUGCUGGACUACGCCUACACAGCAAGACUCGUCAUCACUCAGGAGAACGUCCAGCCGCUCCUGGAGGCCGCCAAUUUCCUCCUGUUUCACGAGGUGAAGGAGGCCUGCGUGUCUUUCCUGGCCAAGGAGCUGGAUCCGUGCAACUGCCUGGGGAUCCACCGACUGGCCAGGAUCCAGGAUCUGGAUCGCCUUGCGGACGGCGCCCAAACCUUCGCGCUGAAACAUUUCACAGAGGUCUCUGUGCAGGAGGAAUUCUAUGAGCUCUGCAAAGACGACCUCAUUCAGUUGAUUUCGAAUGACGACUUACAGGUUGAAGAAGAGACGAGUGUGCUGAGAGCUGUGCUGCGAUGGGCUGAGCACGAUUCCGUCAGCAGGGAGGAAGAGUUGGGGGAAAUUUUAAGGCACGUCCGACUGGAGACAAUUCCUCCCAGUGAACUGCAAGGCGUUGUAGAGAUGGAACCUUCGCUGAACAGAGGUGAUAUUCGGGACGUGCUCCGUGAUGUAGUUGCAGAGUACUCUGGUACGGACGAAACAAAAUUACGCUCACGAAAAACUGAGAUGAUGUUAGUAGUCGGGGGGAAUACAGGUGAGCCGCACCCUGACGUUUACCUGUUCGAUCCCUGCGAAAACACCUGGACGGCUUGCGCUCGGUGGGCCGGGUACGAACGUCAUAGCUACGUCACGACGCCCCUUCUUUAUUCACUAAUGAUUUCAGUAGAGCAUUUCCCUUGA
Molecule: messenger RNA, 2034 nt
Organism: Branchiostoma floridae (Florida lancelet)
Lineage: Eukaryota; Metazoa; Chordata; Leptocardii; Amphioxiformes; Branchiostomatidae
Product: kelch-like protein 24
Exons: 5
Coding region: 1027-2034 (335 amino acids)
Molecular function (GO): protein binding
Source: RefSeq, a predicted model, not a curated record